AUUACGCCUCGUUCUCGAGAAGGUUCCGUCUCGCUCUACCACGAACAGAUAUUUGAUCUCGGCUUCGAGAUUGUUCUGUUAAAAUUUAUAAUGGAUCCAGAAACUGAGAAAUUGGUACCCCGCGAUCUCGGAGGUAUCUUUUCAUGUUGCCCAAUCUUUCUCCCUCUCCGCCUCAAAUUCAUCGAAACCCCUGCCCCUCGAUCGAUCCAUCCUCAUCUCGACAACGCCGACGAAGUCAUUUGCGCCGUCGGGAAAUCACAUCAAAGGUAAAUGUCUGCGUUUGAGAAUGUUGUUGGUGGGAAGCUGAAGUUGAAAGGGAAGCCUUUGAAUGUAAAAGCUGGUGGAGUAAAGAAGAAGAAGAAGAAAAACAAGUAUCAUUACGAGAACAACUCAGAAACUUUAAGAAACGAGCUUCAAGAAGGGGACAUUAUAGAAUCUGACAAAUUGGGAGAUGAAGGGCAUCGACCGUCUUAUCAUCAUCUAACCCCAGCUGAGAGGCGCUAUAUGGAGCAGAGGGAGAAGAUAGAGAUGCGAAGGCUAGCAAAGAUGGCGAGCAAAUCUCACCGUGAUCGGAUUCAGGAGUUCAACCAGUACUUAGCCAACCUCACCGAGCACUAUGACAUCCCUAAAGUUGGCCCUGGUUAACAAGAAACAAAGUUGGUUUCAUCUGCGCGAAGAAACUGUGCUAUAAUCUGCGCCUUUCAGAAGGAACAAAUCAAGUUUGUGUAGUUUAUCACGCGUUUAAUUCUCUAAAUUUUGGGCAAAGUGAUGGGACGAUCCGUGUUUGUCA
Messenger RNA from Asparagus officinalis (garden asparagus), 790 nucleotides. RefSeq names its product protein FAM32A-like. NCBI's taxonomy places the organism in Eukaryota, Viridiplantae, Streptophyta, Magnoliopsida, Asparagales, Asparagaceae. Gene Ontology annotation, cellular component: nucleolus. The transcript is spliced from 3 exons. The record is from RefSeq and is a predicted model, not a curated record. The coding region runs from base 271 to 645 and encodes 124 amino acids.